Messenger RNA from Synchiropus splendidus (mandarinfish), 1579 nucleotides. Its product is annotated as ectonucleotide pyrophosphatase/phosphodiesterase family member 7-like. The coding region runs from base 1 to 1395 and encodes 464 amino acids. NCBI's taxonomy places the organism in Eukaryota, Metazoa, Chordata, Actinopteri, Syngnathiformes, Callionymidae. The record is from RefSeq and is a predicted model, not a curated record. The transcript has 5 exons.
AUGCCUUCAACGUUCGUGAGACUGUGUUUCGGCCUUUUCGUCGCCGGCUUCUGCGCCGCGGCUCCGCCACGGGUCUCUGAUACCAGCAGGCCGACCAGGAACAAACUGCUGCUCAUCUCCUUCGAUGGAUUCCGCUGGGACUACGACAGAGAUGUGGAGACCCCCUGCCUGGAUAAGAUGGCUCUGGAUGGAGUGAAGGCCGCUUAUGUCACCCCACCCUUCAUCACCAUCACGAGUCCUGCUCACUUCAGCAUGCUAACAGGUCGUUAUGUCGAGAACCACGGGGUGAUACACAACAUGUGGUUCAACACCACGACGCAGGAAAGGAAGCAGUACUACGAUGCUCAGUUCGUGGAUUCCUUCUGGGACAACGGAAGUUUACCCGUCUGGAUAACAGCACAGAGACAGGGUCUCCAAACCGGCUCUUUACAUUUUCCUGGCACAGCUGCCACCUACAGAGGAGAAGUCAUCCAUGAAAAACAAGUAGAACCUCGUAACUACAACCAUUCUAAUGAGACGGACUGGAAGAUAAACAUAGACAAAGUGAUUGGCGACUGGUUCCUGAAAAAAGACCUGGAUUUUGUCUCCUUAUACUUCGGGGAGCCAGAUUUGAUAGGGCACAAAUACGGACCCGAUUCACCGCAACGCAGAGCGAUGGUUCAGCAGGUGGAUCGCACGGUGGGCUACCUCCGAGACAAGAUCCGAGAGUGUGGCCUGACCGAGCGCCUGAACGUCAUCAUCACCGCGGACCAUGGGAUGACCGAAAUCCUUCGAGGUGGGGCAGUCCAGGAGAUAAUCCUCGCGAAGAUUCCCGGGCUCAACUUCAAGGACAUCCAGUUCCAGCUGCUGGACUACGGCCCACUUGGGAUGCUGCUCCCGAAAGAAGGAAAGUUAGAGAAGGUGUACAAGGCUCUGAAAGGAAGUCACCCACACCUCCACGUGUAUAAGAAGGAGGACGUGCCAACCAGACUGCACUACAGCACCCACUCCCGACUGCUGCCUCUUAUCCUUAUGGCUGAUCCAGGAUACAUCGUUAAUGGGUUGUGGACUUUUAACUUCAACAAAGGAGACCACGGCUUUGACAAUGAAAACAUGGAGAUGAAAGCCUUCUUUAGGGCGGUGGGCCCUGACUUCCAGAGGAACCUGACGGUGGAGCCCUUUAACCUGAUUGACGUGUACCCGUUGAUGUGUCACCUCCUGGGGAUAACGCCAGAGGUCAAUGACGGACUCCUGGAGAGCACAAAACACAUGCUGAUCCAAGACAAGCCCGUUGUCGAGACAGGUGCAGACAACACACGGGCGGUGUGGAUCGCACUCGCAGCUGUCAUCGGAUGUCUGGUCGUGGUGUUUGUUAUCGCUGUUUCAUACAGUGUGUGGAAGAGGAGCAAAGCCUGAGAUGGAAAUAAUCGCCCGGAAGAUGUUGUUUUUCUGAAAGGUUAAACCAAAGUUGAAUGAAAGACUUUAUAAAAGCUAAAAGGUGAAGUCAAUUAAAACUGUUUUUCCACAAUUUUAUCAUUUAGUCUUGACUGACUUGUUGAUAUGCAUAUCAUUAAUCCUUUUGCUCAUGCUGUUUGUUGGU